UUAAAAAAAUUAGAAAAAUCGAUGCCUAUUGUCGCCGUUUCACAAUGUGAGAUGUCGGCGGCAGCGGUGGGGGCGAAUGCCCGUCGGUCAGAACUAACUGGCUAAGCGACGAUUCCGGCAGGCAUUCGGCCGGUGGCGAACGCUCAUCUUGAGGACAUUUCCAAACCACCUUGUCUGGGCACCAGUACUCCUCCCACUCUGCAAAUGGUGAUUGAGAUCUUGUCUAUUGCUUUGCUGCAGGUCCUCAAAACUUCGUCGCCUUCGAUGAUCCUGCUGCCGGCAAGCACGUGCUGCCAAGGGCCUCAUCUCCGAGGUUGAUGAAUCCUCUUCAGGUAAUCAUCAUCUCAUACUGGCUCGCAAAGGGCAUGUCUCUUGGCAGUCACGAAAGGAGUAUUAGGCGACAAAGGAUAAAGUACCGAGAAAGAAAUGAGUGGAGGAAGAGAAUUAGUAUAUCGUAGUUGUGGCCAUACAAGAGAACGGAUUAUGGGUUGCUCUAUCGCCAUGCCCAGAUAACCUCUUGCUUUAUGGAUUGGCUGAACAAAAUCUUUAAGGGUUCGAGCUAUAAAAUUUUGGGAGGACAAUACAGUGAAAAUUGUGGGAAUGAUUCGAAUUGGAAAGAACCCUCAAAUUUGUUGGAUGCCCUUUCAGAUUUUGAUAGUGAAGAUAUAGAUCGUGCUAUUGCACUCUCCCUUUUAGAAGAAGAACAGAAUAAGGCAAAGGAAAUUGAUACUGGGUCUCACUUGGAAGAAGAUGAGCAACUUGCCAGAGCUUUACAAGAGAGCAUGAAUGUUGCUUCACCUCCUCGUGAAGAUGGCUAUCUUCCUUCUCUCGGGAAUGACCAUCCUGGUUUCAUUGAGGAUGGCCAAUCCCAUUCUCGUGAAAAUGGGCAUAUGAAUCUUUAUCAACCAAUACCAUUCGUAUAUUCUUCAGGAUUCAGAAUUUGUGCUGGUUGCAAUGCUGGAAUUGGUCAUGGGCGCUUUCUUAGCUGUAUGGGCGCUGUUUGGCAUCCUGAGUGUUUCUGUUGCCGUGCUUGCAAUCAGCCUAUAUCUGAGUAUGAGUUCUCAAUGUCUGGUAACCUCCCAUAUCACAAAUUUUGUUACAAGGAACACCAUCACCCAAAAUGUGAUGUUUGCAAGCACUUUAUCCCAACAAACAUAAAUGGUCUCAUUGAAUACAGGGCGCACCCUUUCUGGCUACAGAAGUAUUGUCCUUCACAUGAAACUGAUGGUUCGCCAAGAUGCUGCAGCUGUGAACUAGUGGAGCCAAGAGACGCAAACUUUGUGACAUUGGAUGAUGGGCGGAAGUUGUGUCUUGAAUGUUUGGACUCAGCGAUAAUGGACACUACUGAAUGCCAAUCUCUUUACCUAGAUAUACAAGAAUUUUACGAAGGCUUAAACAUGAAAGUAGAACAGCAGGUUCCAUUGCUUUUGGUGGAGAGGCAAGCUUUAAAUGAGGCCAUGGAGGGAGAAAAGGGUGUACGAUUACUUUCAAUUUAUGAAGGACAUCAUCAUCUUUCUGAAACUAGAGGUCUCUGUCUGUCCGAAGAGCAGACGGUUAGCAGUAUACGUAGAAGACCUCGGAUUGGGACUGGUAACAGGGUAGUGGAUAUGAUGACAGAGCCAUAUAGACUCACCCGGCGAUGUGAAGUCACAGCCAUUCUAAUCUUGUAUGGGCUUCCAAGGCUACUUACUGGGUCAAUUCUAGCUCAUGAGAUGAUGCAUGCUUGGCUACGUCUUAAAGGGUACCGUGGACUGAGUCCAGAAGUAGAAGAAGGAAUCUGCCAGGUACUCGCUCAUAUGUGGCUAGAUUCAGAGAUCAUGUCAGGCACUGGAAGUUCUUUCACGUCCAGCUCAUCAGCCUCUUCUUCUUCUUCAGCAGCAACAAAGAAGGGUCGGAGAUCACAGUCGGAGAGGAAGCUGGGCGAUUUCUUCAAACACCAGAUAGAAUCAGAUACCUCAGUGGCAUAUGGAGAUGGUUUUAGGGCUGGCAAUCGGGCCGUUCUUCAGUAUGGCUUGAUAUGUACUCUUGAACAUGUCAAAUUUACUGGGAGUUUUCCUAUAUAAGUGUUAUAUUUCCUUUUUUUUCCCUUUGUCACAUAUAUACACACUCAUCUUAGAUUUGAGCUUCCACCA
Messenger RNA from Phalaenopsis equestris, 2132 nucleotides. RefSeq names its product protein DA1-related 1-like. NCBI's taxonomy places the organism in Eukaryota, Viridiplantae, Streptophyta, Magnoliopsida, Asparagales, Orchidaceae. The transcript has 14 exons. The record is from RefSeq and is a predicted model, not a curated record. The coding region runs from base 525 to 2063 and encodes 512 amino acids. Gene Ontology annotation, molecular function: ubiquitin binding.